UUCUCUAUUACAAGCCCUCCUCCUAAAACUUUCUCCGCGAAUCUUUCUCCUGCAAUGUUCAGACAGCUCAUGGAAAUCUCAGUCACUAAGACAGACGAUUCAACGGGGAGCGUCGACACUCGUCUAUCUUCGGCUGGUGUACGGAGCCAGACCACCAAUGGCCCCUACUCCUCUUAAGCUAUUAUACAGCCGGGUUAGACUGAACUCACGCUCUGGGCGUAAUGAGGGCGCUAUGUAAAUGUUGUUAGCUGUGCAAUUAGUACUUUCCCUGCCAUGUCACUGGAUUACCCGCGGACGGCAACUUUGCAGGCUCCCCAGCAGCGUGAAGGGGUUGUUUUGCUUUACUCGGGCGCUGCUCGGUUCGCUUGGUCCGGCUCCAGCCCGGGUCUAGUGCCGCAACAGUUCAGCGGCACUUCUCACCGAGACCUCUAUCGGAGCGCAGCGGGGAGCACGGGGCUCGGGGGAGGAGCGGGACAGUGCAGCUCCCGCGGCGCCCGCGCUCCGAGCCCAGCGCCGGGAGGGGAUGGUGAGACGGGCCAGAGAAAUGGCCAGUGCCGCCGGCGACUCCAGCCUGGACCCGGGCAUCAAAGAGAUGAACGAGACGUGGAAGGGGGCGAUCGCCUGCCUGGGGGUCGCAUUGCUUUUUCUGAUGACCAUCGGCGUCCUUUACUGGCAGGUGGUGGAUAAGCCGCACACCAACUGGGUACUGAGGGGGCAGGUCAGCGGGCUGGCGUGGGACAGGAGGAGCCUGUCCUUCUCGCUGAUGUCCCUCAGCCAGGACAAGACUUUCGCUCACAUCGACGCCCGCCACUUGCCCAACCGAGGAGUCACCCUGCUCAACAAUCUCUGUUGGUUCAACACAACCCAGUUCUGCUACACAUGGGACGGUGUGGCCGAGCUCCAGGUGUCCCUGGAUACACCGAACCAGAGUGUGGCGGAGUGUUACCGGGUAGAGUGGACACCUCUCCAAUGUAAAGUGGCGCUCAAGGAUUGCUUUUCCAUGGUGAAUGUGUCGUGGUAUGGUGGAGGAAGCAUGCAGUUUCAGUACUGGCCCCUAAACAAUGCGAAUAUCAACUCUCAGCCAUUCAUCAUCAGUGACCUACACGAUACUCCCAUGGGUUAUGGAUCUGUAUUGGAGAGAUACUUCCUUGGAUCAACAGGUGUGGCUGUGCGUGUUCAUCAGGAAGUCCCAUUACAUGUUGGAAUUGAGAGCAGAAAGCAGUUGUGCCUGGGGAUCCCACCCAACGCUGAGAUGGUUCCCCUGAGUUAUACGAUAUGUGUGAGUGACAGUCUGAGAUCAGCCUACCAGCAACGCAGCAGUGUGAUCCCUGUGGCCCAGCCUGACACCAGCAUCCUGUGGCUGCCACUGUGGAGGUCGCAUAGGGUGUCUGACACUGCCCUGAGGCUGGAGCACAAUCUGAAGAUGUUGUCCAGAAAACUGAAGCAUUACAGGCUAGGAGAGGGAGUGAUGGAUCUCUGCGAACAAUCCACGCUGCUGCUGUCUACUGAGGGACAGGGGACACUUCAAUUACAGAGCACGUACCGUGGCCUACGUCAGCUAAGGUUGUCCAUCACACUCUCUCCGUUCACCACCAUUGAUUCCCGCCAUUUCCAGACUACUUUGCAAGAAGGACGAGAACAUUUGUGGCUCAGACUUCCAUCAACAGCAAAUGGAUCUCAAGGACCCCUCCUGAUGAAGUGGAGGGGGAGGUUUGCGGUGAAGUUGAACAUCAGCGAUGAGGAGGCACAGGACUGGUUCAUCGAGCAGGUCCGCACCCUUCAGAGGAGGGUGGAGGUCAACUAUAUCACUCUGGAAGUAGGUGUGGGAAGCCCCUAUUUGUGGCAGGCGCAGCAUCAUUCCUGCCGACUGUGUGGAGAUGAAUACAUCAACCAGUUUGCACUGCUGGCUCAGAAGCUGGGAAAUGCAACAAUUAUAUCAGCUGCCACUAGGGCUGCUCACUUGCCAAUGUUUGUUCGAAUGGUACCCCGACAGUCUGACUGGAGUUAUGCAGGAUUAAAGGGUCUCAUUCCCUCUGUCCUUCACUACAGCUUGCUGGGAUACAGCUUCUUCAUUCCAGAUGCAAUAGGAGGUUCGCUGACAAAUGGUUUUCUGGCAGACGAGGAGCUCUUUAUCCGGUGGCUGCAGGUUGUGACUUUUCUACCUGUGAUGCCUUUCAGCACUCCGCCAUGGGUCUUUGGGGAGACCUGGAUUGUGAAUGUGACCCGGUCGUAUAUACACAGACACCAGGCUUUUGUCGUGCCACUUCUCCUGAAAUACGCUGCAGAGUGGGCAUCCCUCGGGCAUCCUGUGUUUCGGCCGCUGUGGUGGAUCAGCCCUAGUGACCCAAGUACCUUCAUUAUCAAUGAUGAGUUUCUGAUUGGUGACGAGGUACUGGUGGCACCAGUGACAGAGCCGGGCAAAGUCCACAGGGACAUCUAUCUACCAGGAAACGGCUACCAGUGGAAAGAUGUGAACACAGCCCAAGUGAUUGAUGGUGGGACCCUGCUCGAGGAAUAUCCAGUGCCCCUGACUGACGUGGCAGUUUUCAUCAGGCAGAAAUCCCAGGAUCUGCCCUUUACAGAGAGCCAGCCAGCAACCCCCCACGCCUGAGGGACCAAAACUCUUCACAAUUCUUCAACAGUCAACUGGAUUUUUGUUUUAUGGACCACAGCUUGGCUGCCUGCACUGUCUUAAAUGUCAGCAGGUGCCGUUUACAGAGAGCGAUAAGGAAACAGCCCAGUUUGCGAUCGCAACUCCCAAAGGGAGUGUUGCAAGAACUGGCAUUUCCAGCACCUGCUGCAAUCUGUGCAGAAGCUGUGGCCCGAACCUUCCAUAACCAUGCCUCAACGUUGCCUGUGAGGCUGAACUGUUUUCUAGUGAUAGCUGAAUUAAGUAUUCAUCAGGUGCAAGCAGCCAAUGUCCAAAGCAAGGUCCAAGGCAGACAAAAGCUCAAACCCGGGCCCAGGCUCAGACCUUGGAUUAGGGCUCAGAUCCAGGUUCAGGUUUAGGCCCAUGGCUUGAACAGAUCCAGGCUCCGGUUCAGGACCAGGCCCGUAUUCAGGGCCCGCAUUAUCUCAGAUCACCACAGUCUUUAAUUAUUUCCACAGGCAUUUAAACUGAAAAACUGCAGAAUUUGUUUACUAUGUUAAGAGAAGUGUUGUUAAGAAAUGAAACACUUCCAGUUCGAUCACUCAUCAAACACUCCCAGGACAAGAACACUGCAUCUCUCUCCAUACUGUACCAUAAAUACUCCCCAGGGCGGGGACAGCCCUGUGCCAAGUUCCUUCUUCUGUCUGCCUAUGAAAUACCCCCAGAGACGGUGCUAGUCAUACACACUGUAAAGCUCCCUCCGCACUGUCCUGUCACAUAUUCUGAGAAGGAUCAGCGUGAAUUAAAUACAAAACACCCAUCACACAGCAAAAUGCAUUGGGUUACGUAUAUCAAUAUAAAUAUUGAUGUGAGCAUUUGACUCUGGAAUGCUUUAGAUACAUCACCUAUCCCAGCACACAAUACUGAGGUUCAGGAAGUCAAUAUGCUGAUAGAACUGACAGUAGAUAAUGGGCAGAGUCCCUGGAAUAGAGACUGAGGUGUGAGAGAGUGUUAUAUUUGGUGAAAAAGACUCCGUUGUCUGCUGCGUUGGUUUAUCUUGUUCUUGUGUGUGACCUGGUGUGAGCCUGUUCUCCAUUCUUGCCUUAUGCCGCCUCAAUACCUCGCUGCCUUUAUCCAUCAGUGCCUAUGUGCAGCACACAGCCUUGCAACACGUGGCUGUCUACACCAAGGAGCCACCACCAGACGCACAUAUCUGAGAGGCUACGCUCCUACUAUCCCCAUUAUAUAUAGUUAUAGGCAGCAGGUGCAUGGGGAUAUCACCUUCUUUAUGUUCCCCUCAGAUUCAUUCAAUAUAUUGACGUGGUUCUAUGUCACUGCUACAUCACUGUUGGGUCAAGAUCCUGUGAACUCCCUACCCAAGAAGACUGUGGGGCACCUUCACUAGAAGGACCACAGUGGUUCACCACUACCUCAAGGGUGAUUAGGGAUCAGCAUUAAAUGCUGGCCUUCCAGUGAUGCAAGCAUAAUGAUAAAGGGGAGCUGCAGUGCAUUUUGCAAAGGAGUUUAUUUCAAUAGGAAUGGGCAUCUGGAAAUAAAGUUCCUUGUUAGGUCAGGAUAAUGAAGUUGGAUGCCCAUUUUUCUGCUUGGCCAGGGUGUUGCGGGAAUUGUGCAUUUCCUGAGCUCGCAUCAGAAGUUCGAUCCUGUGACUUUAGCCAAGUGGUGCCUAAACCCAGACACUGCACCAUAAUGUUCUGAAAAAAGUCUGAAAAAUAUCAUACUUAACAUUGAUCAAAUUAAUGUCCCCCCCCCCCCCAAAUUCUUAGCUAUUACGCACAGUGGAAUGAUUCCAAGAACUAACGAAAAGUUCAAAGUUUGACAACUGGGUAAGACCAGUGUACUGAACUGAUCUCAUUGAACUACUCCUAGAUUGCAUCCACAUAUUUGCCCUUCUGCAAACAAUAAAUAUAUGGUAGGAAAUAUUAAUCACAGUUAUAUUAAAAAUAUAUAUUUUGCUGCUGGUACACAGCGUACAGUCUCGAUUUUUGCAACAACGGGAAACCUGGGACUGGAAAUUUUAAUUAAAGUUCCUUGUGUUUUUUGUCAUUCUUCCAUCCUCAUGACUCAGAACUGCUCAUUACUUCCUCAUCUGAUAUCUCCGACUGUCUCUGGAAGCUCUAAAAAGCACCUCAACUUUCUGCUUCAGAUGAGAUAGCAGCAGCUUUGCUACCUUCACCGAUGAGGCAUUCAUCUCAGCAGGAGCUCCAGUAA
Amblyraja radiata (thorny skate) is the source of this 4819-nucleotide messenger RNA. Its product is annotated as SITS-binding protein. NCBI's taxonomy places the organism in Eukaryota, Metazoa, Chordata, Chondrichthyes, Rajiformes, Rajidae. The record is from RefSeq and is a predicted model, not a curated record. Bases 524 to 2611 code for a protein of 695 amino acids. The transcript has 10 exons.